CGUCAGCCCGGACUCUUUAACAGGCUGUCAGCCCAGGACGCAGACAGAGGUGCGAGGAGAUGGCAGGGACGGGACGAGGAUGUAGCACACCUGCGGAGAGCGGCGCGUCGUGCCUUUAAAACGGGACUAAUUCUGGAUUCAAUGCAUUUGCAGUUCUCCACCAGUGAUGAGUUGGCUCCUGUUGUGGAUUAUAACAGCAGUCGGGAUUCAACAGGCCUACUCCCAGAAUUCCACUGCCAUGCCACCCGCCACAGCCGUCACAUUCCCACCUGUGGACCAGUACAACCGGACGCAGUACUGCAAGUGGCCGUGCGAAUGUCCCGAGGUCACCCCUACCUGUCCGCUGGGUGUGAGCCUCCUCAUGGACGGCUGUGACUGCUGCAAGGCCUGCGCCCGGCAGGUGGGCGAGGUGUGCAACGAGGCAGACACGUGCGACUACCACAAGGGACUGUACUGUGACUACAGCUCGGACAAGCCUAGGUACGAAAAAGGAGUGUGUGCAUAUAUGGUGGGCACAGGCUGUGAGCAUGAUGGUGUGAUCUACCGUAAUGGGCAGAGCUUCAAGCCCAGCUGUAAAUACCAGUGUGUGUGUGUGAACGGUGCCAUCGGCUGUGUGUCACUGUGCACAGAGUCACAGCCUCCCCGGGUGUGGUGCCAAACCCCACGCCGGGUCAAAGUCCGGGGACAGUGCUGUGAGCAAUGGAUCUGCGAUGAACCAAAGAGAGGGCGCAAGACGGCCCCACGACACGCAGUAGAGGUUUUCCCAGCUGAGACCAGGAGCUGGCACAAGAACUGCAUUACCCAGACUACCUCAUGGAGCCCCUGCUCAAAGACCUGUGGCCGCGGCCUGUCCCUGAGGAUCUCUAACGCCAACGAGCAGUGUGAGCUGGUCAAAGAGUCCCGCCUCUGCAACCUGCGGCCCUGUGAGGUUGACAUCACCCAACACAUCAAGCCAGGAAAGAAGUGUCUGAACAUCUACAGGGAAGAUCAGCCCUCCAACCUCACCAUCUCUGGCUGCACCAGCAGGAAGCAGUACAGGCCCAAAUACUGCGGCAUCUGCACAGACGAGCGCUGCUGCAUCCCUUACAAGUCCAAGACCAUAGACGUGGAGUUUGAGUGUCCUAAAGGGACGGGAUUCACCUGGAAGAUGAUGUGGAUCCAGGCAUGUUUCUGCAACCUCAGCUGCAAAAACCCCAAUGACAUCUUCGCUGAGCUGGAGAGUUACUAUGGUUACCCGGAAGUCAUUAACUAGAGAAGCAACAUGUCAUUCAUGCUCGCUCUGCGGAGGGGCAUCUCGACUUUUUUUUUCUUAUGCAAUGUUUUGUAUCUGUAAUGUGUAUGAAUAUGUACAAGGGAUUUUCUUAUGGUCUUUUUUCCUAUUGGAAAAAUCUGUAAAUAUGAAAAAUAUAUGUGUCUCCAGAACGGAUUCAUAAAGCAUGACGUGCUUUUGAAGAGUAUUCGAAGAAGUACUUUGCAAAUGAAAAUAUUCAGCCAAUGCGUGUGAGAAAUACUGAAGGCUUUAUUUAUUUAUGUAGCUUGUGGCAUAACUAAUAACAUAAAUGAGAUUCUUGAGCUGCUUUCAAGAAAAGUCAAACAUCGUCUUUAAACUCACAAGCCAAUUUAGGCAAUAAAGGUUUACUGUAGAUAUUUUCCUUCAUUUUUCAUGAAAAUUUCUUCAUAACAAAUGAAAAAAAAGGGCACAGAUGAACUGUUAUGCCAAAGACAAAGCCUUACUUUUAAGACUGUUUUUCUUUUAUAAAUGACCACAUCUUCAAAUAAAAAAGACACAAUCAGGGAAGAUCUGUUACAAGGU
This is a messenger RNA of Xiphias gladius (swordfish), 1813 nucleotides long. RefSeq names its product cellular communication network factor 4a (gene ccn4a). Gene Ontology annotation, molecular function: heparin binding; integrin binding. The record is from RefSeq and is a predicted model, not a curated record. Gene Ontology annotation, biological process: signal transduction; cell adhesion. Bases 167 to 1252 code for a protein of 361 amino acids. The transcript is spliced from 5 exons. Gene Ontology annotation, cellular component: extracellular matrix; extracellular region. NCBI's taxonomy places the organism in Eukaryota, Metazoa, Chordata, Actinopteri, Istiophoriformes, Xiphiidae.